This is a messenger RNA of Symbiodinium pilosum, 876 nucleotides long. The record is from the annotation of a GenBank genome assembly. Lineage: Eukaryota; Dinophyceae; Suessiales; Symbiodiniaceae.
AUGCUAUUUCGCGUGUUUGCUAUCUCUGCCGCGGUGGUCGCUUACAUGCUGCAGUCACAUCGGCAUUUGAGUGCUGCAGCUGCUGGUUAUGUGAAGCCCGGCACAUGGGCGCUGGUGCUUGGUGGUAGCCAUGGCCUGGGAGAGGCGUGGGCUCAUCAGCUGGCUGCCCUGAAGCUGAACUUGAUCUUGGUGGCCAGGCAGCCCACGAAGCUAGAGAAGUUGAAGGAGACACUGCUCAGCAAGGUCGAUAUCCAAAUCGAGACGUCAAGCCAAGACCUGGGGAACCUCAAUGAGACCUGGCUCGUGGACAUCUUUGACAAAUACCCGGUCCGACUCCUCGUUGUGAACGCUGCUACAACAGGGCCUCGUGGCGCCUUCCUGGAUGGAGACUUAAGCAGCUCCUUCAGUGUCAUUGACGUCAACGUCCGAGCCAUGCUUACAAGUACGCACGUCUUCGGAAAGCAUCUAUCACAACAAGGACUUGGUGGCGGCAUGGUGCUGAUGUCAUCCAUCGCUGGUGAAGUAGGCAGUGCUUUCGUUGCAAACUAUGCAGCAUCCAAGGCCUACAUCACCACAUUUGCGCGGGCCCUUCACACAGAACUAUCUGAAGGAGGCGUGGACGUGAUGGCCUGUCUUGCUGGCCCCACGGUCACUCCGAGCUACCUCAGCGGCGCAACAGAGUCUGCGAGAAUUUCUUAUAUCGAGCAGGAGCCAUACGAGGUCGUGUCUGAGUGCCUGGCAAAUUUGGGCAGGACCUCGUGGGUGGUGACGGGGCCGCUGAACAAGUUGCUCCACUUGGCCUUCACGCGGCUUCUGCCCCGCAGCGUGAGCGUGCAGGUCUUCUCUGAGCAGACUCAGAAGCUGUUGGGGGUCUGA